Molecule: messenger RNA, 2594 nt
Organism: Rhopilema esculentum
Lineage: Eukaryota; Metazoa; Cnidaria; Scyphozoa; Rhizostomeae; Rhizostomatidae
Cellular component (GO): extracellular region
Source: RefSeq, a predicted model, not a curated record
AUGAAUAGAUAUUCCCAUUGAUAAUUUAGUCUUCAAGAGCGCUUUUCCCGGUUGACUUGUUAAAAAUAAAAGCCGAGAGUUGUGAUGGAUGGAUUGAGAAUACUAUAAACAUUACGCAUAGGUCGUGGGAUUUCAAACAAAAGGGCACAAUAUAUCAAAGGAAACGCGUCGCUGGCUUACGUCGUGCCUCAGACACCGUGUGAUGUUAUUACAUACAGUUAAUAAGUUACAUUUUGUUGAAGAAAGUUCAGUACGAAACGACACUGUUUUAUGAGGAGAAAAGGCGACUGAUUAAUUACAAAAAUGUCGUGUUUGCUGUGUUGUCGUGGCAAGAAAUCGAGAGCGGAGGCGUAUGAAAGAAACGAUGCAGCGACAUCAAGACCAGGCCCAUCCAGCCAGAAGCCCCAAUCCAUGAAAGAUUUCAGAAAAGAUGCGUUGGAAGCUCACAACGAGUUUCGAGGCAAACAUGGUGCACCAGCAAUGAAAUGGUCUUCCAAGCUGGAAACAAAAGCGCAACAGUGGGCGGAAGAAAUCGCAAAGAAGGGCUACUUGCAGCAUGCUAGCCAAAAAGAAGAUGGUGAAAAUAUAGCGUGCAUGAAGGGUCAAGAGCUGACCGGUCGAAAAGCAACAGAGAUGUGGUACGAUGAAAUAAAAGACUACAACUUUAGCAAGCCGGGUUUUAGUUCAGGAACCGGACAUUUCACUCAAGUUGUCUGGGUGGAUUCAAUUGAACUAGGCGUGGGGAAAGCAACUGCUCCAAAUGGAAUGCAAUUUGUUGUUGCACGAUAUUAUCCUCCUGGAAAUAUCCUUGGACGUUUCCCGGAUAAUGUCAAGGGAUCGGGUUCAAAACCAGUUAAAAGAAGUGAAAAUGCCAAGCCUGCCAGCGCGGCCGGCUCAUCAGCUGGAGGAAAAGCUCAAAGUGGGAAGUCAUUCCGCGACGAUAUUCUUAAGGCGCAUAAUUACUGUAGAAAAGAGCACAGUUCGCCUGCAGUGAAGUGGUCUGGCAAGUUGGCUGCGGAGGCCCAGAAAGCUGCUGACGAAGCUGCAAAAACAAAUACUCUAAAACCGGUUUCCCUUAACAACGUUGGACAGAAUAUGGCAGCGAUGAGUGGUGGGGAGUUGACUGGGCAAAGGGUGACGGAAAUGUGGUACGAGGAAGAGAAGAAUUAUAAUUAUUCUAGCCCUGGAUUCAGCUCAAGCACAGGGAGUUUCACCCAGAUGAUCUGGGGAGAGUCUACUGCUCUUGGUGCAGGUAAAGCUGUAGGUAAGAACGGACAGCAGUUCGUUGUUGCGCUUUACGAGCCCCCUGGUAACGUGAGAGGACAAUACGAAAAGAAUGUAAAGGCACCAUCUGGAGGGGGUAAGAGAAGUAAAGGUUCUGGCGACAAAGAUUGCGUUAUUAUGUAACCUUUGAAGACGACUUGCGAAUAGAGUUUAUCGGGGAUAUUAAAAUGAAAUGAUGUAUUGACUUAGCAAGUUUUAUGCCAAAGUAGGAGUUGGUUCGUUAAGAAAAAGAGGUAAUUGCUGUCCUGGUUCAUAAAAUAUGAAUUGUACGAUUUUGUCUUGGAUUGUGAUACUGUAAAAUAAAUUUCCAAUACGCGAAAUGCAGUAGACUAGGAGUGUUAAGUCACCCAUUUGAUAGACCUUGGACUUUUCAUUGAUGACUAGAAGCUUAAGCUUGUUUCCAAUUUAGGGUUUUAACUCUAGUAUUUCUCCAUUUUAAAAAUUUUGGUAAAUUGGCUUUUAACAUCAAAUGACGGCUAGCUAUAGAGUUCUAAAGUGAUGACGUCACAAAAAUAUAUUUUUAGAAUUGUUUAAUUUGGAUUUUCGACAUAUUUGGCCAAUUUUGCGUAUUUGAAAAUAUUUCAUGGUGAUCUUUUACGCUAUGUGUUUAAAAUUCAAAAAUUCUAAAAAUAGAAUUUUGAUGACGUCACACUUUAGAACUCUAUUGCGAAAAAUGGAUUGUAUUAAGCUUGCGUCGGUAUUCGUUUAUGGUCAUUUGCCAAACUCGGGCUUCAUAAGAUCCUUUCUCAAUUAGGUUCUUACCAAUAAUAGACCAAUAAUACAUGAAGAAUCAAUUAAGGUCUACGAAAAGUCUAUUUCAACUAUUUGAAGUGCUUGUGUGUAGGGUUUCCUAGGCCUUUUAAAAAGAGAAAACGAAAAUAACAGCACUGUCAUGAUGCAAUCCAUGUGUUUAGAUAUUUGGAAGUUCCAUUGCAAGUUACCUACGAAGUUAUCGCAAACCUUCACCAAAAUUUCCUGCUUCCAAAUAAACCAACUAAGCUCAAGAAAAUUUCAAGCCACUAGUUUUCGAUGCAAACCGUUUUAGCGUUCACUUAAUUAUUUUGUCUGCAACUAAACAUAAUUAUUUACACCAUAUUUUGUUGUAGCUUACACGCCAUAUAUCAGUUUUUGUCCUAACGAAACGCUGUAGAAAUUUCUAAAAUUUCCCUAACGUAGUUGAAUGUAUACUAGUGUUGCCUGCCAAGGGUGAUUGAAUAUUAGAUUUUUUAGCUGAUGUUUGAAGUGUUGUUAGAUUGUUUUUGAUAGAUGUAAUAAUUUGUUGAUGAUAUGAAACCUUAAAUUCUGCUUCA